CACUGCUGUCUGAUACCGGGAUACCAGAGCACCAACAGCUUACCAUUUCAGAGCAUUAUCUGCUUUUCUUCAUCACUGCAUUUCUUCAGAACAUUAUCUGUAACUUUUCAAAAUGGUACAGAUAUCGGUAUCAACAUAAACUAAGUUGGAAAACCCACUAAAAAUCACAUCAAAUACACCCCAACAGUUACCGGAACUUGAACUGGAUUGUGGGAAAAGUAGGCGUGAUAUCAACUUCCUGUUGUAGUCUAGUUUCACUUUACAGCAUGUGAUGUAAAAACAAACGACUGUUGUUAGUGGCUUUCAAGUGUUUAAUGCAUAGAGAACAGGAUGAAAACUCUAAUUUUGGAUGUUCAAAAUGAACAGGAACCGAAAUUCGUUUUAGAAUCUAAUGAGGCUGAUCCUAUCCCAGAUAAAUAUGACGUAGUUGUCCAAGUGAAGGCAUGUGCAUUGUCGACGCCUAAUAUCAAGGUUCUUUCAGAUGUGUACAGGAAGCACCCUCGCAGUAGAUACCCUGUAGGGUAUGAGGUGGCUGGUGUUGUCACGGAAACUGGGCCUGGUGUCAGUAAUGUAACUAUUGGUGAUUCGGUUGUUGGUAUUGUGUCCCUGGGAAGUCAUUACUCUGGCUGUGGGGAGUAUUGUCUACUCUCGGAAUAUGACGUUGUAAAGAAGCCAGACCGGCUGAGUUAUGAAGAGGCAGUAGCAGGAAUUGGAGACUGUUUAAAGGCCUAUACUGCUAUGUACUAUCAGGCUCAUGUUUGUGGAGGUGAUACGGUCCUUGUUAUAGAUGGUGCCACCUCAUUCGGAAAUGUUGCCAUACAGUUAGCUAGUCUCUGGGGAGCAAAGGUGAUUUCUACGGCUAGUAGUAAUGAAGAAAGAGGAAUUCUGGAAAAUCUAGACACCCCAAUAGCACAGAUAAUUGACCUUGACCAGAGAAGUAACAUCCUGGUCAGCAGUGUGAUGGAGGAGACAGGAGGUGUGGGGGUGGAUGUUGUCGUUGACAAUGGGGUCAGACAAUUUAAUGAUGAAGAGGACCAGAAGGUUGUGGGUGAAAACUUAAGGUAUCCCAAACCACACAAGCAUGAUGUCAUUUCCUGUCUAGGGGCCUCUGGGAAGUGGAUUACACAACAAUCUUCUCUUCAGUUGGAUCCACCAGACUGCCAGCGAUUGUUUCUUCGAGGAGGAAGCGUUCAUUUCCUGUUUGAGAACAUAUGGACUCUGGCAUACUCCCAACAUGGACGAUUUCAGCACAUUCUCCAGGAUACAAUAGAAAAACUGGAACGAGGAACAGUCAAGUGUAAAAUAUCAAAAACUUUCACACUCGAUGAUGCAGUUGAUGCCAUGAAAAAUCUAGAAGAAUUUCGUACGGGAAAAGUCAUAGUCAAGAUCUAGAGUGCAUUUCUCUUUCUCAUCUUCACAUUCUUUUGUCCCUGUUAUACUAUAUGUUGUGGUUGGUAUUUCUGUAUAAAUUGCAUGCAAGGUUUUUCUCUGCAGAAAGAAUAAAUGAGAAAAAUAUU
Molecule: messenger RNA, 1517 nt
Organism: Ostrea edulis (European flat oyster)
Lineage: Eukaryota; Metazoa; Mollusca; Bivalvia; Ostreida; Ostreidae
Product: quinone oxidoreductase-like protein 1
Exons: 11
Coding region: 331-1392 (353 amino acids)
Molecular function (GO): oxidoreductase activity
Source: RefSeq, a predicted model, not a curated record